This is a messenger RNA of Toxotes jaculatrix (banded archerfish), 4542 nucleotides long. RefSeq names its product collagen, type VI, alpha 1 (gene col6a1). The transcript is spliced from 35 exons. The coding region runs from base 196 to 3225 and encodes 1009 amino acids. The record is from RefSeq and is a predicted model, not a curated record. Lineage: Eukaryota; Metazoa; Chordata; Actinopteri; Toxotidae.
CCCCGUGCGCUCCGGUCCUCCUCUGCGCGCUCCGGAUCUCGCCUCGGACAAACUGCGGCGGAACGCUGGAUCACCAAAAGUUCGCCGAAUCGGUUUAGAGGUAGCGGGCUUGGGGGCCGGAGAGGUUCGGUGUUUGUUUGUCUGGGGACUGGGGUGUUGUAUUUUUGAGUUGUUAGAUUUUUUCGCAGUUUAGUCAUGGAGACUCUCAGAGGUCUCCUCGCGCUGCUGUGCGUUUUCCUGGCUGGAGCGCAAACGCAGAUCCAAAGAAACAGACUUGCGGAGUGUCCAGUUGAUCUUUACUUCGUAUUGGAUACAUCUGAGAGUGUGGCCCUCAGACAGAAACCCCCCAACUUUUAUAUUGACCAGAUCAAAGAAUUCACCAAGCGCUUCAUAGAUGAACUCAAGGACAUGCGCCACCAAUGUGACCGCAUCCUGACGUGGAACUCAGGAGCGCUGCACUACAGUGACGAAGUCAUCAUUGUGCGAGAGCUGAGUGACCUGAGCACUGAUCGUCAGGCCCUGAAGAACGACAUCGAUACCAUCAGUUACAUCGGCAAGGGCACAUACACUGACUGUGCCAUCAAGAGGGGCCUUGCUGAGCUGCUCAUUGGGGGUUCCCACUACCAUGAGAACAAGUACAUCGUGGUGGUGACUGAUGGCCACCCUGUUACUGGUUACAAAGAGCCAUGUGGAGGAGUGCAGGAGGCUGCUAAUGAAGCCAGGCAACAUGGAGUCAAAGUGUUCGCUGUUGCCAUCUCGCCCGACCAGGAGGACACCAGGCUGUCACUCAUUGCCACAGACCAGACCUACAGACAGAACUUCACAGCUGCAGACGACUCCAGAUCCACCAAGAUCGGAACCAUUCGAACCAUCAUUGAUAUGAUUACAAACGAGACAAAGGAUGUGUGUUGUUCCUUUGACUGCAGUGCUCCAGGAGGGCCCAAAGGACCAGACGGAGACAUUGGCUCAAAGGGAGAAACAGGUAGACCAGGAAUGCCAGGAGAGAAAGGAGAUACUGGUGACGUGGGUAGCAUUGGAGAUCCUGGUCCUGUUGGUUACAGUGGAAUGAAGGGAGAUCGUGGUGGAAGAGGAGAAAAGGGUGAAAGAGGACACAAAGGCUACAAGGGAGACAAAGGUCAAAGGGGAAACGACGGAAUUGAUGGACGCAAGGGUGAAGCUGGUUUCCCUGGUCUUCCUGGCUGUAAAGGAUCUCCUGGAUCAGAUGGCAUGCAAGGAGAGCCUGGACCAAAGGGAGAUCCUGGUUCUUAUGGACAGAAAGGAGCAAAAGGAGAUCUAGGAAGAGACGGUGAAUCAGGAAGGCCUGGAAGCCCCGGAUCUCUGGGGCCUCAGGGUGAACGGGGCCCUCGUGGAGCUGAUGGGGACAAAGGAGAGCGCGGUGAUGAUGGCCCACCUGGAGUGGAUGGAGAUCGCGGCGAGGGAGGACAAAUUGGAGAGAAGGGGGAGCAAGGUUCCCGUGGAAACAGAGGUCCAAGGGGAGAGCCAGGGGAACCAGGACCCCGUGGAGAGCAGGGGAGGGAAGGCUCAGCUGGUCCCAAUGGAGCACCGGGCGAACCUGGCAGGCCCGGGUCUCCUGGAUACAGAGGAGAUGAAGGCUCACCUGGACCGGAGGGACCCAAGGGCCCGAGAGGAAUUAAAGGAGCUCCGGGAGACAGAGGAGCGAUGGGGGAGAGGGGAGAAGAUGGUGUCCAAGGAAAUGGCACAGCAGGUUGUCAUGGUUUCCAGGGUUAUCCUGGGCCCCGUGGAGACCCUGGUGAGCCGGGUGGCAAGGGAACCCCUGGACCCAAAGGGGAUGACGGAGAGCCCGGAGAUCCAGGCCCCGAUAACAACGAACCUGGGCCUCCAGGAGCUAAAGGGGCCAAAGGUCACAGAGGACCUGAAGGGAGACCGGGACCUCCUGGGCCUCCUGGACCACCAGGAACUGAUGAAUGUGAAAUUCUGGAUAUCAUCAUGAAGCUCUGCUCCUGUUGUGAGUGUAAAUGUGCACCUCUGGACCUGGCAUUCAUUGUGGACAGCUCAGAGAGUAUAGGUGCUACAAACUUUGCCCUUGCCAAAGACUUUAUCAUCACGGUCAUAGACAGACUGGUCAAAGACCAGCAAGUCAAGUUUGCAGCUAAUGAGUCCAGGGUGAGUGUAGUCCAGUACAGUGGAGCAAAAGCCCAAGAAGCUGUCAGAAUGGGCCCCGACUUUACUAGCCUCACCGAAUUCAAACAGGCAGUGAGAAACUUGCGCUGGCUGGCUGAGGCCACAUUCACAGGCGAGGCCCUUGAAUUUGCUCUGAACAAGGAAAUCACUCUAAUGAGGCAAGAAAACCGUGUCGUUCUCGUUCUCACCGACGGCCGCUCUGAUAUUUCCAGGGACAAGGUUCCCCUCGACAUACUCUGUGAUAAAGGCAUCCGGGUGGGUGGUUUAGGAGUGAAGGACUACUCAGGCCGUCAGCCCAACCAGGAACAGAUUGGGAAUGUGGUGUGUAAAAGUGACCCCAAACCAGGCUUUUCCUUCGUCCUGGAGAACUUUGCUGAGCUGCUGGAUGACACUUUCCUGCAGAACCUCACAUCCAAAAUCUGUCAAGAUAAGAAAUGCCCAGACUACAAAUGUCCCAUCAUUUUCAAUGAAGGUGCUGAUAUUUUGAUGAUGAUGGACAGCUCAGCCAGUGUGGGCCAGAAGAACUUUGAGACAAGCAAGACCUUUGUCCGCCGCGUUGCAGAGCAUUUCCUGGCAGCAAAGAUGAACGGGGGUGCUACUGUCAGAGUGGGUGUGGGCCAGUACAGCCGAAGUGCCCGCAUGGAACAGGCGCCGACUACCAAUUUGACCCUCCUGUCAAGUCAAAUUGAAGAGGUGACCUUCCAAAAUGACGGCACCAACGUGGUAGAAGCCAUGGAAUUUGCAGUGCGGAGUUUACGCGGCCGUGGCGACGCAUCGGGUGGCCUCAAGAAGCUGGUGCUGUUCUCUGAUGGCAGGUCUCAGGCUGUCACCCAGCCCGUGCUGGAGAAGCGUGUUCGUGAGGUGGCGGACUCCAGGGUGGAGCUCUUUGUCAUCGCUGUUGGCAACCAGGUCAGUGAGGCCAACCUACGCACGCUGGUGAGCAGGGGGCGGCCGGACGACAUCACCUACGCCCAGCGCCACCUGAUCCGUGUCGCAGACUACCCUUCUCUGCUCCGUGGGGUCUUCUCCCAGACCGUCGCCCGCAGGGUGUCCAUGCGCUAAAUUCAGGGCCGAAAACAAAAGGACCAACACGCUUUAGAUUCUUAGUCCCAAUAUAAAUAUUCAGUCUCACUCAUUUACCAUACACUGUGUUCGAGUACUUUUUUUAAGAAAAAAGAAAGAAAUGUCACAAAAUGACAAAUGAUUGUGUGGCAGACAAAUGGAAACAUCUUCAUGAAACGUCCAUGGGAUUUUUUUUACCCUGAGUUGAGCCUCCAAGGAAGAUCAUCUCAGGCUGUGUACAAAUUCCAUUGUCUUUGCUUGUAUCAUUAGCCCAUAACCCAGGUGAUGGUACCAUUUUAGAGUUUUAGAGGUUGAGAUGUUGUUGUGGCAAUAAACAAUUGGAAGGAGUUGUUGGGAGGUAAAGUUUAGGGUGAAAAUCUUCCAAUUCAAAAUGGGUCACUUCAGUCCUGGAGAGCCAUCGGAAGCGGCCACUUCUAAAUUUUCUAGUUUUCACUAGCAUUGGGCUGAUUUCUUCUCAGGUAUUUUGCAUCCCUGUAUCACUAUCUGCUUUGACUUAUAUUUGACAAAUAUCUAGUUUGAGUUGAAAAUGGCUCAUUGAGGCCACACUCUUGUCUCUCCAGGACUGGAUCUCCUGCCAUUUGAAGGACUGUGUUUAGGGUCUAAUGUGGAGAUAUUUUUGUAGUUCUUACCACUCUUUCAAGUGGUGCCGGAUGUGCAGUGUCACAAUUUUACAUAUUAAGAACACGUGAACCAACCAGAGCUGUGAACUGAAAAAUUACAGAUACAAACUCUUUGGCAAGUUUCUGCUGUACCUAAAUGACUGUCAACCUGGAAGGUUGGCUCAUGAUUGGCCAGUCAACUUUAUUUUAAGUUUUGCCCUUAUAAAGCUUAUGGAAAAAUUAAUUGGAAAAGUCAUAACACAUGAAAAUGUACACCCGACAUCACUUGAAAGCUCUAUUAGGUCACCACACCGACAGAGGAAACAGGAUGUGACAUCAAGCAGACUCAAACAAAACCCAUCAGCACUUCAACCUGGUACUAAUGAGGACACAACAGCUGGUCUCAACAUGUGUGUCAGUCCGAGUGUGUGCAUGUGUGUGUAUGUGUGAGCACCUCUACGUGUACAUGCAUAUGUGUGUAGUGGUGAGGUGAUUUUUUACGUGUAGCCUUGGGUGAUUGUUCCAUAAACAGUUGUGCAGGGGUCAGCAGUUCAAAUGACAGAAUGACAGAAACCUGUUCUUUAUUGUCUGUGCAGCACUGAGGCCUCUGUGUGUCACACACACACACACACACACACACACACACACACACACACACACACACACACACACACACACACACACACACACACACACA